AUGGGAGGACUCGAUGAAGCUUUUAUCCAAGCUCCAGAACACAGACCCAAAACUAAUCUCGCAGACUCCGGUGAUUUCGCUUUCUCCGACGAGAUUCCGACCAUCGACCUCUCUUCUCUGAAAGAUCCAGAUUGCGACAAAACGGCGAUCGCGACAGAGAUCGCAGAGGCAUGCGAGAGAUGGGGAUUUUUCCAGGUGAUCAACCACGGCUUGCCGUUCGAUUUACGGCGUUGGGUAGAGAAAGCGGCGGCGGAUUUUUUCGAUCUACCAAUGGUGGAGAAGAGGAGAGUGAAAAGAGACGCAGUGAAUCCUAUGGGAUAUCACGACGAGGAACACACUAAGAACGUUAGAGACUGGAAAGAAGUUUUCGACUUCUUCUUGCAGGACUCGACGAUCGCUCCGGCGACUCCGGAGCCGGAAGAUACAGAGCUCAUAAAGCUCACGAACCAGUGGCCACAAAGCCCUUCUGAUUUCAGAGAGAUAUGCCAAGAAUAUGCAAGAGAAGUUGAGAAGUUAGCUUUCAAGCUCUUGGAACUUAUCUCCAUUAGCUUAGGUUUACCCGGUGAUCGGUUCACUGGCUACUUCAAGGAGCAAACAAGUUUUUUGCGGUUCAACCAUUACCCUCCUUGUCCGAACCCUGAUUUGGCGUUAGGUGUCGGACGCCACAAAGACGGAGGAGCUCUAACCGUCUUGGCCCAAGAUACUGUGGGUGGAUUACAAGUGGGCCGUAGAUCGGAUGGACGAUGGAUCUCUGUGAAACCAAUCCCCGAUGCUUUGAUCAUUAACAUUGGCAAUUGUAUGCAGGUGUGGACAAAUGAUAAAUAUUGGAGUGCAGAACACAGAGUGGUGGUGAACACAAGCAAAGAGAGAUUCUCAAUACCGUUCUUCUUUUUCCCAUCGCACGAAACCAGCAUUGAGCCAUUGGAGGAGCUUAUAAGUGAAGAGAACCCGCCUUGUUACAAAAGGUACAAUUGGGGAAAGUUCUUUGUUUCAAGAAACAGAAGUGAUUACAAGAAGCUCCAAGUUGAGAACAUUCAGAUUGAUCACUUUAAGGCUUAA
Molecule: messenger RNA, 1059 nt
Organism: Thlaspi arvense
Lineage: Eukaryota; Viridiplantae; Streptophyta; Magnoliopsida; Brassicales; Brassicaceae
Source: the annotation of a GenBank genome assembly